AUGUCAACCAAUAUAAAUUUUAAAGACAUGAGUUCUUAUAAAUAUUUAUCAAAACUUAAAGUUAUUGAUAAAGAUUUUAUAAUUAAAUGUUUAAACAUGGCGAGUAAAAAGGAUGAACUUUCUUUAAUUUUAGAUUCAACAAUAGAUUUACCAUUUAAGUUUAGUGAUAUUAGUAUAACUGGUUGGAAAUAUAAUGAAAAGAUUCCAUUUACAUUGGAUUACCAAAAAUUUGACGAGUAUACCAUUUAUCUACGUCGAUUAGCCAUAAAUCUCCAUAUGCAACCAAGAAUUUAA
Molecule: messenger RNA, 294 nt
Organism: Dictyostelium discoideum AX4
Lineage: Eukaryota; Evosea; Eumycetozoa; Dictyosteliales; Dictyosteliaceae
Exons: 1
Coding region: 1-294 (97 amino acids)
Source: RefSeq, a predicted model, not a curated record